GGCGGGGUCGGUUGCUAAGCAGCGGGACGCGGGCCGGUGCGGGGCCGCGCUGGCGGGGCCGGGGCCGGGGCCGGGCGCGCGGCGGCUGUGGUGUGCCAAGAGGAGGCGAGUCCUUGAGGAAAAAUACUCUUUGCUGCCUCGUGUCAGAUCACUGCUGAGAAAAAUGACAGCUGGCUCUAUCUCAGUUCCUCAGGUCAUACCACUGAGAAUCCCUCUUCCAGGAAAGGCUAAACAUGAAAUAGACACAAAUACUCUUAUAGAAUUAAAAUCAGAUACGCCUGAGGUCUCCAUUUAUUACACUUUAGAUGGAAGUAAACCAGAACUCAUUAGGAAACCUGGCUAUGGAGAGCAUAACACUUUUAAGUAUAAGGGUCCUAUCGUAUUACCAGUUGGGAAAAUAAUGGUGAAGGCACUGGCAGUUACAAAGGACUGCAGGGAGAGUACGGUUGUAACAAAGGUGUUUCUGGUAGAGUACAAACAACCAAACAUCCUCUUCUCUGUUGAAGACGAUGAUGAGAAUUUCCUAAAAGAUGUCGCCACACCGGAGAGGGAAGGUGGAAUGUUUACUACAAAAUCAAAGAAGAAUGGAGUGAAUGUGGAAACCAAGCCUGCCUGGAGUGAAGCACCCCAAGAUUUUCAAGACUUGGAAACAGAAGAAAAGACUGCUCACAGGUCCUUGCAAGGGCCGCAGCUCCCGGCCAGUGAUUUGGAAACAGCAGAGUACAGAGAGGAAUCCAUCUCAGGACUACCAAUAGAGUCACUACAGUUUGCUAGUUCUUCUGCAGUGACUAGCCGGAAGAGCUUAGCAAGCACACAGGUGGCAAGGAUCCAGAGGGAAACAGAUUUCCUCAAAUGUGCGCACUGUUCUGCACCUCGCCUGUCUAACCCCUUGGCUCAUUUCUGUCAGGAAUGUGGAUCUCCUAUCCCACCUGUGCCAGUACGUCGCUUACCACCCCCUGAAGGAGCGCAGAUGGCACCAUGUCUUGAAUGCGGACAUCUUGUGCCAAUGAAUACGCCCACUUGCAUUGUAUGUGAGUCGCCAAUAGCUCCACAGCUGCAGCCCCAAACCAACAACUGCAUAAAGGGUAAAGUGAUUUGUCAGGCGUGUGGCACAGGAAAUCCUCUUCACCAUAAACACUGUGUGACUUGUGAAAGCAAACUGCCUGAAAUACAGACGCCCGUGUUUGGAGGAGACACCCCCCCGCCUUAUCCCAGCCAUCAGAGGAAGACAGUUUCGUGCUCAAAAUGCAAUCGUGUUAACCAGCGUGAUGCCCAUUUCUGUGACUGGUGUGGAGCCAAGCCCGGACCUCCUCCAUCCUACUUUACUUGUUUCAAGUGUGGCACAAGCAACCGUCCAUACGCUCGCUUCUGUGGGUCCUGCGGUGUUUACAUAGAGCCCCCAUCACGGGCUAAACAAUUUCAAGCUCAAGUUGCCUGGCAGCCUAGUCCUAUUUCCGUGCCCAAAUCAAAGGCAGAACUAAAAGAAAGAGAAGAUAAAGGAACCCAAACCAUUGGACUUUUUUACCCAUCUAGCAAAAUGCUGGAGAAGAAGCAGCUUGAACUGAUUUCACAAACAGAAAAACUGGAAAAGAUGAGUGAUCAUAAGCCUCUCCUGACAGCCGUUAGUCCUGGAAAAGGUUACUGGAGAAAACAGCUGGAUCACGUCUGCGCUCACCUCAGGAGCUAUGCUCAGAACAAUCUUGAAUUCAGAGCUCUGAUUGGGGAACCUCGAAUGGGAAAGAUUAAUUCUGCUACCAUCCAUGAGGAUGACCAUGAAGUCACUAUUACAUUGAAUUACGCUCUUGCUAUUAACAAGGAUAUUCAUACUAAUAAACCAGUGAAGUUCAGCAGUCAUUACCUGAAUACUGUAACAGAAGCCAGAGGUGGACAGGAGGGCAGUCAGAUGAGUUUUGGCAAAGAUGAUCAUAAUGUUUUCCACUCAGGAGGCAAAAUAAAGAGAACAAAGUCAAGAACACUUACAGAAAAAGAAGAGAAACUCCCCCCACAGUCCAGACAACUGCUGGACGAAUUGGGUCCAAAUGGGAAAGGAAGAAUCCCCGUGGUAGAACAAUUGCUCAGUGAAGGAGCUGACCCAAACCACACCAGCGACAAGGACCGACCUGCUCUCACGGCUGCGGUCCUUAAAAAGCACGCGGAACCAAUCUCCCUUCUCAUGCAGAAAGGUGCUGACAUCGACCAGCAGUCAGGACCGCACACCACCACUGCUCUCCACGAAGCAGUUCUGCUUGGAUCGGAGGGAGAGGAGUGCACCUGAGCCCUGUUACAUUGUGUCCCUGCAGGAAGAGGCAUCCAGAAAUUCUGAAGUUACUCCGCAUCAACACUUCACCUACAAGCCACUUCACUAAUUCCAGUAACUUGGAAUGAAUUUAAGUAGCUUAAAACAAUCUGUUCUUCAUCAAAAAGAAGAAUGCAAAAGGGCAAUCGGCAUAUGAUUUGGCUGUUACAGCUGGAAAUAAUGAAGUUAUUUCAUUGUUUGCAAGUAAAUUCAGACAGGGAAUGUUGGACAAACUUACAAAACCCAGGAGCAUUGGUCUCAUCAGUGUGCGAUGGCAACUGCCUCUUCCCCAAGACGGAGCUGGAGGUUCUUUAGGUGAGGGAGCACCUAAACGCGUGCCUCCAGUUCUGUCUGCAGAUUUCACAGUCCCACACGAUCAACCUGGGCCCUGCAACAGCCAGCUAUUUGGUACUAGGUUCCCCCAUUCCUUCCCAGCAGUUCAGAGCACAAUUCAUCGCUGUCCACGCUCUGUUCUGCAAGAUUUCUUUCCCUUUCCAAAUCUGUGCAAGGAGAGGGACCAACCAAACCUUUCAGGGCACAAGGACGUUUUAAGAGACCUGACGAACACCACUUAAGACAGUUUAACACUUGAGCAACAGCACUGCACCGUACUUUGAUUAGCU
This is a messenger RNA of Chroicocephalus ridibundus (black-headed gull), 2919 nucleotides long. It is a transcript of the gene DZANK1, whose product is annotated as double zinc ribbon and ankyrin repeat domains 1. The record is from RefSeq and is a predicted model, not a curated record. The coding region runs from base 164 to 2275 and encodes 703 amino acids. Gene Ontology annotation, biological process: eye photoreceptor cell development. Gene Ontology annotation, molecular function: protein binding. NCBI's taxonomy places the organism in Eukaryota, Metazoa, Chordata, Aves, Charadriiformes, Laridae. The transcript has 22 exons.